This is a messenger RNA of Labrus mixtus (cuckoo wrasse), 1496 nucleotides long. RefSeq names its product pro-cathepsin H-like. Gene Ontology annotation, cellular component: lysosome. Gene Ontology annotation, molecular function: cysteine-type endopeptidase activity. The transcript is spliced from 12 exons. NCBI's taxonomy places the organism in Eukaryota, Metazoa, Chordata, Actinopteri, Labriformes, Labridae. Gene Ontology annotation, biological process: immune response. The record is from RefSeq and is a predicted model, not a curated record. The coding region runs from base 65 to 1054 and encodes 329 amino acids.
UAUUAAUUAGCCGACUUAAAGGAGCCGAGUCAUGUGACGCUGUCACAGCUUUAAGAGUCUUAGCAUGGCGCUCGGUGUUGUGUGGUUUAUCACCACUGUUUUUACUUUUGUUCAUUUAACACCAUUCAUUUUACUCGAAGAGGAACAUCAUUUCAGUCAGUGGAUGUUACAGCACAACAAAGUUUAUGACAAAGAGGAGUUUUACCACCGACUCCAAGUAUUCACAGAAAAUAAGAAGUUCAUUGAUCAUCAUAAUGCAGGGAAUCACUCCUUUACAAUGGGACUCAAUCAGUUCUCAGACAUGUCAUUUGAGGAAUUCAGGAAAUGGUACCUCCUGACACAGCCUCAGAACUGCUCAGCUACUAAAGGGCAACAUGUCAGCAGGACUCGUCCGAACCCCUCGUCUAAAGACUGGAGGAAGAGAGGGAACGUCGUGGCUCCUGUGAAGAACCAGGGUCACUGUGGAAGCUGUUGGACCUUCUCUACGACUGGUUGUUUGGAGUCUGUAAAUGCUAUCGCUACUGGGAAGCUAAUACCUCUGUCAGAGCAGCAGCUGAUCGACUGUGCCCGUGCCUUUAAGAACUAUGGAUGCAUGGGUGGGCUCCCCAGCCAGGCGUUUGAGUACAUCAAAUACAACAAGGGUCUUAUGUCAGAGGAGGACUAUCCUUACAAAGGCCAUGAAGAAACCUGCGAUUUUAAGCCUGCACAUGCUGCUGCUUUUGUCAGGGAUGUUGUCAACAUAACCACUAAUGAUGAGAAAGCCAUGGUUGACGCUGUGGCCUGGCUCAACCCUGUGUCCUUUGCCUUUGAUGUCACAUCUGAUUUUAUGCACUACAAAGAAGGUGUUUACUCCAGCUUGCAGUGUGAGAAAACCGCAGACAAGGUGAAUCAUGCAGUCCUAGCUGUGGGUUACGGAGCUGAAAAGGAUGGCAUGCUGUAUUGGAUUGUGAAGAACUCUUGGGGCACAGCCUGGGGAACGGACGGAUAUUUUUUGAUCAAGCGAGGAGAAAACAUGUGUGGACUGGCUACGUGUGCGUCCUACCCUCUCGUUUAGUUUAUGGAGUAAGUAAGCAGGACUGAUGAAAAUAUCAUCCAGCGACAUCAUCAAUUGAGUGACAGUUAGGGAACGUUUUUACUUUAAUGUUCACUGUUUCAAGGGAAAGUUUGGUUUCCCAACAUAAUGUACAAUAUUUUUAAAUGUUCUCACUUAAUGAGGAAUAAAAAAAAAGAGAGAUGGAAGGAGAAACAAAUGUAUAAAGUACUGUAAACAAUCACAUAUGUGUAUUUUACAUUCAAUACGUUGUAUGAUGUAUUUUUAAAAACCCUUUUCAAAAACGUUUGUUUUACAAUAUCACGAUCACACAUGAAAGAAGCUCAGAGCUACUCAGAUGCAACAUUAUUAUCCUUUCAAACAUGAUGCCUUUACUGGGUAAUUUGAUGUAUUUUUAUGUACAGUGUCUUCAAAUAGUUAAAAUAAAUCUGUGUCACCAUCACCA